GUCCACUAACGCUAAUCCCGUUCCCCGUCCCCUGCCACGCUUCACAUGGUUCAUAAUCCCUGCGCUGGUCCGCGCGCGGUCGUCGCGUUACGGUUGAUUGCAAGUGUGUGGCGCCGAUUUGAAGACCAUUUGUCCAGAAGAAAAUCCUUCGAGCCCACAGCUUACCCUCCUCGACUCCUCUUCAGAACCUCACCACCCCGAAUUCCGCCCGCGACUGCCUUUUGUCUUUUUCUUCUGUACCAGCAAUUGACGUCGCCACCCUCGGCUGCGUGUGCCCCUCCUUUGGUCUACCUUGCCCAAGCUCCCACUGCGUUUGUUGCCAUUCCCAAACCGGACGCCAGACCGGGAUCGUCGUCUCGAACUGUCCGCAACCACCCACCCGACCAGACUCGACUUGAACGCGACAAGAGCCAUUGCAUUUCACACGGCAGUUUCACACUUGCUCUUCCUUUUUCUCGCUUCUGGCAUCUGCCGCUCCGUCACGCCCUCUGUCUUUCCCUAAUCCACUGGCAUCCCAGCAACCCCACGCUCAUUCGCGUGCACUGCAACUCACGGACUGUUUAUCAUCUCUUCAACCUCCACCUUUUUCGAAAACCAGGCCUGUCUGAAGCACCUUUCCAACCGCAUCUGUUGUCUCUCUCUGCUGUAUUGUGGCACGGGCUGCUUCAAGCUUAGCGGCGUUACCCCAACACCGUCACAACAAACCACACCCCAACUUCCCACAACCAACAUCGCGACGAUGUCUUCGACACA
Messenger RNA from Dothidotthia symphoricarpi CBS 119687, 753 nucleotides. RefSeq lists its product as uncharacterized. The transcript has a single exon. Bases 46 to 675 code for a protein of 209 amino acids. The record is from RefSeq and is a predicted model, not a curated record. NCBI's taxonomy places the organism in Eukaryota, Fungi, Ascomycota, Dothideomycetes, Pleosporales, Dothidotthiaceae.